AUGAGACCUCCAGGUUCUGCCCCAUUACCGGAAGCCCACAAAGUCGAUUUGACAUGGCAAAGAAAAACCCUAAAGAACCCUAAAGAGCCAAAAGAGACUAAAGAGCCUAACUAUGUCCAUAGGGACAAGUGUGGCCGUGGCCAUGGGAGAAGUGGACAUGGUGGUCCUGGUCGUGGGACCUAUCAAGGACACAAUUUUGGUGGUCAAGGUCGUGGAAACCGAUUCGGCUUCGGCCAGGGUCGGGGUUCUGCCCCAUUACCGGAAGCCCACAAAGUCGAUUUGACAUGGCAAAGAAAAACCCUAAAGAACCCUAAAGAGCCAAAAGAGACUAAAGAGCCUAACUAUGUCCAUAGGGACAAGUGUGGCCGUGGCCAUGGGAGAAGUGGACAUGGUGGUCCUGGUCGUGGGACCUAUCAAGGACACAAUUUUGGUGGUCAAGGUCGUGGAAACCGAUUCGGCUUCGGCCAGGGUCGGGGUAGAGGCCGCGGGCAAUUUAAACCGUAA
Camelina sativa (false flax) is the source of this 504-nucleotide messenger RNA. NCBI's taxonomy places the organism in Eukaryota, Viridiplantae, Streptophyta, Magnoliopsida, Brassicales, Brassicaceae. The record is from RefSeq and is a predicted model, not a curated record.